AAUGCUAAUCUUGUCUCGCUGCUUGCGUGGCGGUAAAGCGUCCCCUCCUUCCGGGGCGCUCGCUGCUGAAAUGCAGAUAUAACCAGUGCUUCUCCGACUUUCCGCAAUUAAGAUCGCAUGUUGGCCUUGACUGCGGCACUCAAGGGACAACGAGAGUACAUUCAGCAGCUUGUAUUCAUUGCGUGACUGAGCACACUCAGUGGAGCAGGCCCGCGCAGCUUGGCUGCUUGCGAUCGCUGAGACGAUAGUCGGUCGGACCUGUGUUAUAUAAUAAAAGAAUGCCCGAACCUAGCGCAUUUCGCUUGCCGAGACAAGAACUGGACUUAGAGAUUGACAGACUCAUGUCGGUAGUCAUCGAGGACGGAGUGGUCCGCUCAACAGUCCAGGACCUGCCCAUUCCAGACGUGGACGUCGGUGCUUUCUUUCGCAGCACCUGCAGGAAGUUCAAGGACCGGACUGCUCUGAUUGAAGAUGAGACGGGCGAACGAUGCAGCUUCCAGAGGCUGGAAGAACUGUGCUCCAGAGUGGCCGUCGGUCUCAAGAAGCUGGGCUUCCGUCCCGGAGACAUGGCGGGCAUUCAUAGCACGGUCAACCUGGACCUGGUCUUUGCCUUUUACGGGGCGCUCUUCGCCGGGGGCAGCGUCGUCUUCGCCAAAUCCAACCUCACGCAACGAGAAGUGGCAUAUCAGUUUGGUGAUUCGGGCCCAAGCAUAGUUUUCUGCGAUGAACAAAAUGCGGAUAAGACCUUGAAAGCCUGCAAAACACUUCCAUCAGUGAAGACGCUGGUUGUCAUCGGCCAGCGACCGGACAUGAUUUCCUUCUCGACGUUGAAGCAGUCUCCUCUCAGCGAAUUCCACCCGCCAGAGUCCAUCGAUCCUCAGGAUAUCAUGGCUAUACUCUACUCCAGUGGUACAACGGGACUUCCCAAGGGAGUAAUGAUGUCCCACAAAAACUUCCUCGCCCAGGUGCUGGUUUCAGGCGACGGCGGCUCGAGGCUCAUGGAGAAGAACGACAUCAUGCUUGGGACAGCACCAUUCACGCACGUGUCUGGUCUGUGGCUGUACAGCACCGCCCUCUCGGUCGGCGCCACAGUCGUCAUGCCCAGCAAGAAUGAGCCCGAAGACGUUAUCCCGGCCAUCGAAAAAUAUAAGGUUACGCAGAUGAUCCAGUUCCCAACGUCCGCCCAAAAGUUGUUGCAGUGUCCCUUGGUAAACAAGCACGAUCUGAGCACCAUGAAAAAGCUCAUCAUCGGGGGAAGCACGACGCCAACUGUGGUCGCUCGGGGAAUCAUCGACAAACUGAAGCUCAAGAGUUUCAGACACGUGUAUGGUCUGAGCGAAACUUGUGGGGCAAUCUCAGUCACUCCUGCCAGCUUAGAACACUAUGAGAGCGUCGGAAUGCCCAACCCCUUGACGCAAAUGAAGGUUGUGGACGUCGGCACAGGAAAGAAGCUUGGACCUCAUCAGCUGGGAGAAGUUUGUGUAAAAUCGAUUUACUGUGUUCGCGGCUACUUCAACAAGCCUGAAGCUACUGCCAAGCUUUACGACGACGAAGGCUUUCUUAAAACUGGGGACAUUGGGUACUACACUAAAGACGGAUACUUCUACAUCGUGGACCGCAUCAAGGAGCUCAUCAAGUGUAUGGAUCAGCAGGUCUCGCCUGCGGAGCUUGAGGACCUCUUACUAAAGCACGAGGCCGUAAAAGAAGUCGUCGUCAUCGGCGUGCCUCACUCAGACUUCGGCGAAGCCGCACGAGCGUACGUCGUCCUCUUUCAAGGUUUCCUUGAAAGCAAGGCGCUGGAAGGCCAAUUGAAGAAACUGAUCUCAGACCAGUCAGCUCCACAUAAGCAGCUUCACGGAGGGAUCGAAUUUGUGUCCAACAUUCCCAAGUCGGACACUGGAAAGAAUCUGCGGAGGGCCUUGAGGGACUCCUACAUGAAGCGCCUCGUUGCAGCAGGAAAAUAGAAAGCUUUCCUAUUACUAAUGGCAAUCCCUUGACAUUGUAAACAAAUAUGCUUCUUGCGUUUUCUGUGUGAUAACACUGAUAAGCAUCGCAGAGUAAGCUAACGAGACUUAUAAUGAGUCUUUUUUUUUAAGUCAGAGGAGCUAGGGGAGCUAUUUGUGGUCAACUUAGCUUAGCCUUCAUCAAUGUGAGAUAGAUGAAUUGCCGCAGCUAUCAAUCAUUAUCAUUGCUCAAAACAUGCCCCUAGUUUGCUAUGCUUGUACUCGUACAAUGUUUUAUAUUUAAAGAUUAAAGUCAAAUGAUUUACCGCCGAAUUCCAGAAACCUCACUCAAACUACACUCGAACUGAAG
Ixodes scapularis (black-legged tick) is the source of this 2313-nucleotide messenger RNA. RefSeq names its product probable CoA ligase CCL7. NCBI's taxonomy places the organism in Eukaryota, Metazoa, Arthropoda, Arachnida, Ixodida, Ixodidae. Gene Ontology annotation, molecular function: CoA-ligase activity. The transcript is spliced from 10 exons. The coding region runs from base 279 to 1964 and encodes 561 amino acids. The record is from RefSeq and is a predicted model, not a curated record.